CAACCUUGGCAAGGCGUACUUUUGAGAAUAAUUAAAUGUGGCCAAGAAUUAAACUUAAACUGAGAAAACUUUUUCAUCUUAUUAGGAACGAUAAACUCGAUGACUGGUUUAAAUUUACAAACAGGCCUAGGUGUUUGGAAACACGAUGUUUAAUAAUAUAUCAAAUAAGAAAAAUAAGUCCAGAAAAGAUUUCUUGCAAAAAGAAUUAGAGUUUUAUACAAAUUUGCUUGCUCAACAUGAAAAAAAAGAAAAAAAUUUGCCUUGCACAUCAACUUUUUUCAUACAACGACCAACAUGUUCUUCCAAACCAAUGUUCACUUUUAAUAAAGUGAGUGACUUGAAGAAUACGAAAGAGAAAAAUCCUUUAAUCCAGACAACUGUUAUUCACAAUUCAUCAUCGAAAAUGACAGUUUCUAAACACCAUUUGAAAAAAGUCAUGAAUGGUUCACAGCUUGAUAAAAGCAAUUCCUCUUCCAUAAUCUAUAAUACUAAAAAAUUAGCUUUAAGUAAUGCAGGAGUUACUACUAAGUUAUUAAUGAACCAAGAAGCUUCUAAAAAGUCAAAAACUUUGAUGGGAGAAAUCAAAGCUGUUACGGAACAGCUAAAAUCCAGAAAUUCCUCUAGGUUUAAAAAAAUAAACAGCUUGGCCAAAGUGGAAGGAAAAAAAGAUUUGCAAAAUAUAAAACAAAGUUCAAUUAAAAUUAAUUCCUAUUCAAAUUUUAAUAAAGUUGUUUCAAGUAUGGGAAAUGUUCCUAAGCUAGUAUAUACUGAAAACAAUGCCCAUCGUCAGAAAGGCAACUUAAAAUCGCAUACAGUUUUGUUAGAAAAAAUGAAUGCUGUUAAGAACUUAUUAAAUGCUACUACAAAAAAUUCAGCCAAUGUAUUGAAUAAAGCUAAAAAGAAUCUCCUAGAAAACAAGACUAAAUUGAACUAUAAUAAUUGCAGGCAAAAAUUUGUUAAGUCUUCGAAUCUAUCUGCUUCACAAUGUAAAAAUUUGAGCCGCCCUGUGGACAAAGUUCUUCAGAAACAAGAUUUUAGGUUGAACAGAGCCUCAAAUAAGUUUUCAGUUCAAAAAAGUCUUGUUAACCAAAUGUCCAAAGAAAGUAUUAAAACACAGUACAAAGUUGUAAAUAAAGGACUAUCGCCUAGUCGUAAUGUGGCCUUGCAAACGCAUAUCAGUUCAACUGUACUAAAGAGUUGCAGACUAGGGAACACUCCCAGGAGUUGUUCAAAGAGAAUAUUUGUCAAAAGUGUUCAAAACAGUUUUUCUCCGCCGAAAAAAACACCAAAUAAAGUUUGUAAAAAAUAUAGUCCACACUUCUAUAGAUCAGCUGUUAAACACAGACAAAAUCCAACUUUAAAUAAAUCUUAUAAACUUUCUAAAAGUUUGUUAGAGAAUGUUGUGAAGUCUCCAAAUAGUUCUACUGGCGUUGAUGUCGACUUAUUGUUAGAACUUGCGGCCGAAAACAAAAAGAAGCUCUCCAAGUCCAGAAAAAGAUUGUACAAAAGUAAAAACAGGCUUAUAAAUUCAUAUUCUGUUCAAGGUAGAACGGUCAAAAUGAUAAAAGCCAAGUAUUUCAACCCAUACAAAAAGUUUGCUGAUUCGAAGUAUACAAAUAAAAGUUUCAAAGGAUAUAGAAGUGAUUCCAACAUUUCAAAGAGCGGUGAGAGGUAAGUUUACUAAAAUGCAUUUCAUAUUUAUAAUUAUUUAACAAACA
Parasteatoda tepidariorum (common house spider) is the source of this 1718-nucleotide messenger RNA. RefSeq lists its product as uncharacterized. Gene Ontology annotation, molecular function: metal ion binding. Gene Ontology annotation, cellular component: nucleus. Lineage: Eukaryota; Metazoa; Arthropoda; Arachnida; Araneae; Theridiidae. The record is from RefSeq and is a predicted model, not a curated record.